GCCGUAUUUUCCGUCUCACAUUUUCCUGCUAGAAUUUAAUUUUUCUUCUCUAUUGGAUUUAUAAUCGCCUCAGAACAAUGACAAGCUGAGAUAAUCGCACAGUCCAUACUGUCUAUGGAUUUACGAAUACUCAUGAAGUCUGUCUAUCAAGACUGCCUAUAGCAUUUUACAACCUUAUUUAUUAAACGGUUGUCAUAGCACCGUAACAGUUACCAUGGAAUUCACCAAAGAGAAUAUAACACUACGUUAGAGAAUUCACCUCAGAGAAUUCACGAAUGCUUAUUGUCAAUAAGACGUGAAUACAGCAAAUUUAGCAGCAAAAAAUAAUCCAUGGACGAGAAAUUGGCACGCAUAACACGCAUGAGAAGUAAGGCAUCCAUAAGAAUUGCGUAUGGAACUAGACCUGUGGUACGAACGGUUCACGACCUUUGAAUAUGAUGAAAAAUGAAUAUCAAAAGUAUGGCAAAUUCGUAAACGGCUUGAUAAAGACAUUCGUUCGGGUCAAACAAAACAGAUGGGCAUAUACAUGAGUAAAUAUGUUGAUUUUUUGCUAUUGAUCAUUGUUUACUUGAAUAAACACCGAUAAGAAACAGUAUACUUCCAUUGGGGUACAAACAGAUUACCAAACUGACCUCCUCGAACUCAGAUAAAUCUUCGUUCAUAGCAAAUAACAGUUUAUUUCACUAUCGUUUGCUGACGUGAAGUGAACGCUUCACUUAAACGAGCGCUGAUGAAAACUGACGAAAAUCAGGAGAAAGAAGAUAAACGAGAAAGGAACUUUAAUAAUCCAAGCGCAAGGAUGCCGAACAUUAAAGUGUUUACGGGAAGUUCUCACCCUGAAAUUGCGAAGAAAAUUGUAGCACGUUUGGGUAUCAAUCUGGGGAGAGCUACCACGAAAAAGUUCAGCAAUAAAGAAACAAAUGUCGAAAUUGGAGAAUCGGUGAGAGGCGAAGAUGUAUACAUAGUACAGAGUGGAUGUGGCGAAAUCAACGAUAAUUUGAUGGAGCUGUUUAUUAUGAUCAACGCUUGCAAGAUCGCGUCAGCUUCAAGAGUGACUGCUGUCAUUCCUUGCUUCCCAUACUCACGACAAGACAAGAAGGAAAAAAGCCGGGCACCUAUCACGGCGAAGCUGCUAGCGAAUCUCAUAUCAGUUGCCGGAGCGGACCACGUCAUUACCAUCGAUUUACAUGCAUCACAAAUCCAAGGUUUCUUCAACAUCCCAGUGGACAAUUUGUAUGCUGAACCAGCUAUCACUAAGUGGAUCAAAGAGAACAUUCCAGAAUGGAAGAGCAGUGUGAUGGUGUCUCCAGAUGCUGGCGGUGUUAAGAGAAUGACUGGCAUCGCCGAUAGGUUAGACAUUGAUUUUGCCAUCAUCCAUAAAGAAAGGCAGAGAGCCCAUGAAGGAGAUUCAACCGUUCUAGUUGGAGAUGUUAAGAAUAGAAUAGCAAUUAUGGUUGACGACUUGGCUGACACUUGUGAUACAAUCGUCAAAGGCGCGGAAGCAUUGCGUGAAGCUGGUGCUAGUAAAAUCUAUGCGAUAUUGACUCACGGAGUGUUUGCUGGUAACGCUAUUGAAAAGAUCAAUAACUCUUAUUUGGAAGGUAUUGUUGUGACGAAUACGAUACCACAGGACAAGCAUAUGAAGCUUUGUCCGAAGUUGCAAACGAUUGAUAUAUCUGUGAUGUUGGCCGAAGCGAUCAGGCGUACACACUACGCUGAAUCCGUUUCUUAUUUAUUCACUAAUGUUCCUUAUUAAUGUUAUAUAACAGAGAAAAAUAUAUUGUAAUUAUUCUAGAAUAAGUACAGACAGCCUUCAGUUAAAUAGCUCCGAAGGUAAUAUUAAAUAGAAAUUGUGAAAUUAUAA
Messenger RNA from Manduca sexta (tobacco hornworm), 1864 nucleotides. RefSeq names its product ribose-phosphate pyrophosphokinase 2. Gene Ontology annotation, molecular function: magnesium ion binding; ribose phosphate diphosphokinase activity. The transcript has a single exon. Gene Ontology annotation, cellular component: ribose phosphate diphosphokinase complex; cytoplasm. The record is from RefSeq and is a predicted model, not a curated record. Bases 731 to 1756 code for a protein of 341 amino acids. NCBI's taxonomy places the organism in Eukaryota, Metazoa, Arthropoda, Insecta, Lepidoptera, Sphingidae. Gene Ontology annotation, biological process: 5-phosphoribose 1-diphosphate biosynthetic process; ribonucleoside monophosphate biosynthetic process; purine nucleotide biosynthetic process.